Messenger RNA from Serinus canaria (Common canary), 999 nucleotides. RefSeq names its product chromosome 2 C7orf31 homolog (gene SPMIP4). NCBI's taxonomy places the organism in Eukaryota, Metazoa, Chordata, Aves, Passeriformes, Fringillidae. The record is from RefSeq and is a predicted model, not a curated record. Gene Ontology annotation, cellular component: centrosome.
AUGAGACCAAGAUAUAAAGAGUCCAGGAAAUUCUUUCAUUGCUGCAAACUUCCCUGAAGAGCAGAAAGGAAGCACAGAUGACUUGCUCUACGUGUACUGCCAGAAGACAACUGAGCAAGGGAAGAGUCUCCAUGUACAUUUGUUAAUGGAUGCACACCUUAUGGUAGUGGAAAAGGCCCUCAGCCAAUAUCACUGUGCCUGCCAUUUUCCCCCUCUUACCCCUACCCUAUACACAUUUCUAGAUAUACCUUGUUCCCAAACUUCAGCUCACUUGAGCGUUGAGACACUGGGAUCAAUUCAAGCAGCCUUCAACUCCAUCCCAGUAUCUCUAGCGAGACUUUUGACAUGGUUGUUCUGAGGAAGACCAGAGUGGUCAAGCUUUCCAAGUUUGUUGAAGAAAAUGGUCAAAUGUAUUUUUCAAAUCCACCAAAGACAGUGGCACCCAACCCCAUUUAAGAGCUCAAAUAUAACUUUUCUCCAAGAAUAACCAAUAUGCUACAAAAUACUGAAAGGGCUCUAGAGAUCACAACAAACAGUCAGGUCUUCACAGAAGCAUUGUAGAGGUGGCAGCUUUCAGGAAGACCCAAAUUUGAACCCCUUCCAAAAUCUGCAUGUUCACUUUCCAAUGAAGACUUCAAGUCCAGCUAUUUGGACCAACACACAAUAUUGAAAAACCCAGUCAGCCUAAGUAAGCCAAGCUUACCGCUGGAUGUAAACCAUGAAGAAAGUGGAAUUUUGUUGUACAGACUUUGCCAUCAAGAAACAUGUCUGCCUGCAUGGAGACCAGAGGAUGGGCCAAGAGAGAUAACACUGCCUGAAUGGAUCCACAGCUGUGAAGUUCCUCAGCUCCAGAGAGGGCUGAUGGAGCUUCAACAUUUCUUCUCUAUGACAGCAGCACAAAAACACGUACAUGAUUCUGUAAAAGGAGGGAGGAAAAAAAUCCUCACAGAUAACACUACUGAAAGAGACACAAGAACUAUUGUUUCAAUAUUUUUUUAA